AUGACGGUGACGUCGCUGCGGUGGCAGACGGUGCACGUGUUGAGGGUGGAGAGGAAGCGCGUGCCGAAGGCGGCGACCGCGGCGGCGGCGGCGGCGGCGGCGGGGGGCGAAUCGAGGCUUCGCGCGAGGAAGAAACGAAGGAGACGCGACGGCGGCGGCGGCGACGACGAUUUCGACGACGCCGCCGCCGAACGCCUCCCCGAGACGACGGAAUGGGAGGAGACCGCGUCGUUCGCGACCGCGCGCCCGCCGCUCGGCGCGCACUGCGCGCCGGACGACGAAGAGCCUCUGCGCGCGCAAGACGCCGCGGAGAAGGCGUGGCUGGAGCGCGCCGCCGACGACGACGCCGACGCGAACCUCCCGCACGCGUUGCCGAUUGAAAACGCGGUCAAACUUCGAAAGAUUCACUCGGUCAACUCGCAGCUGAACCUCGCGUCCGCGGGUCGAAACCCGUCGUUGGGCCCCGCCGGGGUCAUCCCGUGGUCCUCCCCGGACUCGAAGAUGUUCACGGGGAUAAAACAGAAGCUCAUGACGCGCGUGCUGCUCGAGGCGCUUCGGAAGGAUCGCGAGGAGAAGACGCGGCGGCACGUCUCCGCGUUUCGCUCGCGGUAUUGGCGAUACGCCGAAUGGCUGUGCAUCUGGCACGCGCAACUUCUGGACGAGCGGAGGAUAUCGCUGCGGUUCGGCGCCGCGGAGGACGUCCUCUCGUGGGGGCAGAAGCACGGAAGAAGAGGCGGCGGCGGCGGAGGAGGAGGAGGAGGACAGAGCGGCGACGGCCCGGAGACGGCGCUGGUCGCCGUCGUGGACUGGGUCACCGGCGACGUCUUAUCGGACGUCCACCUCGACGCGGGGCCCGGCGCCCCCGCCGCUCCGUCGCCGUGGCCGUCGCGCGACGGCGGCGACGGCGCGCCGCCACCGGAGGGGACGCUCUGGCAGCGGCUCGCGGCGGGCGUCGGCGGCGUCGGCGGCGUCGGCGGCGGGGAGCGUGGGGGGGGCGACCCGUCGACGCCGUCGCCGUCGCCGUCGCUCGCGGCGCCGCACGCGCCGAACGGGCACUGGUGCGCGUCGCCGUACUACGACCACAGGUUGUUCGCCUUCGAUCACAAGUCCGCGUCCCCGGACGAGCGCGCCAGAGCCGCGGUGGAGAGCUCCACGCGGUUCGCCGCGGGGAAAGCGCGCGUCGCGCGCGUCAAGGCGAGGUUGGCGCGAGACGAAGAGGCGAAGAAGAUGAGGCGCAAAAAAAAUGAAAACGCAGACGCCGCCGACGAUCACGACGACGACGCGUCCGCGAGUCCGUACGGCGGCGGGAGCCACGGCGCCGCCGGGUCGGUGCGCACGGUCAGGUUCAAGCUCGCGCUCUCGGCGGAGGCGAUCGCGGGGAUACACGCGCGGCAGAAACGGAGCGUCACGCACGUGUUUCAUCCGGUGUUUCCGUUCGCCAUGUCGACGUCGCACGCUUUUAUGCAAAAUCCCUGCACGUCGUUUCACCUGCGCGACUGAUGAGACCGGAGGGAGGAGGGUGGCAUGGUGGCGGAGGGUUUAGGGUUUGGUAGUUCUUAGGGUUUUUUUCAUGGAACGGCGACGCGGACGCGUCGUCCGUCUGUCUA
Messenger RNA from Micromonas pusilla CCMP1545, 1607 nucleotides. Its product is annotated as det1-like protein. The record is from RefSeq and is a predicted model, not a curated record. Lineage: Eukaryota; Viridiplantae; Chlorophyta; Mamiellophyceae; Mamiellales; Mamiellaceae. The transcript has a single exon. Gene Ontology annotation, biological process: positive regulation of proteasomal ubiquitin-dependent protein catabolic process; protein ubiquitination. The coding region runs from base 1 to 1500 and encodes 499 amino acids. Gene Ontology annotation, molecular function: ubiquitin-like ligase-substrate adaptor activity; ubiquitin protein ligase binding. Gene Ontology annotation, cellular component: cullin-RING ubiquitin ligase complex; nucleus.